AUAUUAAAGCUGUGAAAAGGAGAUUCUCAACAUUGCUUUGAGUCCCCAUGCUCGCAGCAUAUGAACUUGCUUGCCUAUAAGCUAUGCGCGCUUGCGGCGGUAUUACACUAACAAUUUUUUGUUUUCCUCUUUCCGCCUCACUUCGUCGCCAACUGCAAUAUAAUUUGUUCUUGUUUUUCUCCUGCAUCAUCCUCGAACUCUUUGCUAUUCCACCAACAAUUUUUCGUCUUCCUCUUUCGCCCUCAUUCCGACGCCAACUUCAAUACAAUUUUUUCUCGUUUCCUCUUCGAUCAUCCUCAGACACUUGCACUGGAAAUCAAUCCUUAUAACUUCUGUUUCCCCUUUGGAGUUUCUUUCGCAAUUGACGAGUCAUUAAAAUAAGUGAUGAUUUUUUUCUCUCAGUGCUCACAGCUGGAAGCCAACACAAAAACAUCACUAAAUAUGUGCACCCUUUCUUGUAUUUGUGUGAGUAAGAAGAAUUUGAGUAACCCUGCUGUAGAUUAUUCCAUAGUUAACUAAUUAAAAUGUAUAAAUGUACAAAUAUAGCAACAAUGUCGUGUCAUAUGCUGAUUGUUACAUCAUUAUACUGGCUAUAUAAACAUAAAGCAAGGCAUGACCGUACACAGUUUAAUAUGUUUUCCUGGAGCUUACUAGCUGGAAUCUGGUUGGGAGUCCUACUGAGCUAUGGAACAGCUCGCAAAUGGGACUACGAACCGUUAUCGAUCACCACCUACUCUUCGGAUGACGAGCUAAUGAAAAUUGAUGUCAAAAUUGAGCGGGUUUCACGUGGAGUCUAUGGAGUAACUGGCAGGAUCGAAUGGAACUAUGAUACGACAGAUAAAACUAUGGUGGAAGGCAUAGUACUUCGAAGUUCUUCUGGUGAGGAGAGCGAUUACAAACUCCUUCCUUGGGCCAUUCCCAGUCAAUCUCUUUAUGACCACAUGAAUACCUAUUAUAAGGAGGUUUCCAUGAAGAACUUCAAGCACUGUUCUAAUGUACCACAAUUUGAGGGUCAAUUCCAGCCUCCAAUGCCAAAAAUGACUUAUAUUGGCAAUAAAUGUGUGAUCGAUGGCGAUGGUUUGCCGGAUAUGAUACCACAGGGAUACUAUAAGAUCAUAUUGAAAUGCUAUGGACCAGAACAGCCCACAUGGAAUGCUACGGUAAUUGCUAAAGUAACUACGAGAAUGUUUUAGUAAUAAUAUUGUUAAGUUAAAAAUAUAUAUAU
Messenger RNA from Drosophila eugracilis, 1225 nucleotides. RefSeq lists its product as uncharacterized. NCBI's taxonomy places the organism in Eukaryota, Metazoa, Arthropoda, Insecta, Diptera, Drosophilidae. The record is from RefSeq and is a predicted model, not a curated record. The coding region runs from base 525 to 1193 and encodes 222 amino acids. The transcript is spliced from 3 exons.